AUGGACUCCCAUCCUCCCCAAACGGCGCUUCCCCGCUUCCCCACCAUAUUGCCGCCCGACAACGGCAUCAACAAUUCUUCAGACAAAACCAAUGAUGGAUCGGUCUAUUCCUCAAGCUUGGAAUCCCGAUACCACCACUCCAGGAGCAGCACCGAAAGUCUGUUGAGCGCUUCGACCACGACUGAGCCCCAGCUCUUUGAUCUUCGCAUCACCCGCUUCAUCGAGAACCCGGAUAGCGGCCCAUGCAUGUGCGCUCUCUCCUCCAACGUCGAAUUAAAUCCGGAGCAUAGAUUACAACGCUUGCGGAAGUCGGUGGACGAGUACGACUCCCUUUUCCCAACCGCAGCCAGCCCAGAUCACUCGACCAUAACGAAGGCGCCUUCAGUCAAAGACUUCGAGGGAGAAAAGACGAAGGAAGCCAUGACAGCUCGACACUCCACCCCCUCCCAGGACAAGGUCGAGCUCCAGAGGGCUGCCGAGAAAUUUAAGGCACGCAUAGCAGUACUUUCCGCAGACGAUGAGCAGCCACUUGGCGAGGAUGAUUUUGCGACCCUCCACUUUGAGGCCAUACUUCCAUAUCUAAAGGUAGCCCUCAAACAGCGUGUUGGCCCAGGAAUUUCGAUCGGGGUCUUCGAAACGAUAGAUUGCCGUGUGAUCCAAAUCAUGACGCACCAGGAACUACCUCAUAUGGGGCAGCUGGAGAUGGCAGAAAUGGUUGCCGAGCUUCUUCCUGAGGCAUCCCGUCACUCGACCACAUUGAGCUUUACGCAAGGAAGGCUUAUUCGCUCUGCAAGGGAGAUGAAUGGAAUUGAGCUGUGCAAACCUAGGAAUGCGUAUAAGUAUAAUGCUUUGGAGAUGGGCGACUCGAUUGGAUCCGAUAGGAGCGACGGCGUCUCGACUUCCGGGCCACGCAUCCUACUGGGUAAAAGGGUUUACCGAGUAAAUUGCUGGCAUAUGUGGGAGGACUUCGAUGGACAUAAUGAUAGUAUCGACGGGGAUGUCCAGCCCGACGUCUACCAUCCUUCAUAUCCUAAUGUAACUGAGUGCAACCACAUUGGGUCUUUAGCAGUGGCGGAGGGACCACAACGAACCGGAAAGGUCGUCCUUCGUUCUGGAUUCGAUCGCACCACUACUAGAAUCUCGUCCCAUCCUGAUUUUAUGGGAUGGGGCCAUGGCUCUUGGAGCAUCGUCUCGGACUGGACGCUAUCCACCGAAGAAAAUCAACUGCCCAAACCAAAUAUCGUAAAGAUGACAGGCGUGCCUCAGGUUGGGACCGACAACCUCAUCACAUCGGCUGGCUUGAUUCGACCGGGUUCUUACGUAUACUCUCUAGGUAGAUCUAGCGGUCUACAGAUUGGGUCCGUCCGUAGAUUCCCCACGUUCAUGGACGGUGAAAUGAAUGGGACUGGAAAAGAUACGCACGAGUGGACGGUAGAACAAGCUUUGACAGAGUUAGGCAAGGAAGCCUGGAGGUGCGGGGGGCUGGGAAUCCCAGGGGAUUCCGGAGCAGCUGUUAUCGACCUGCAAACACAUGCACUUGUUGGGCAGGUUUGGGCAACUGCAAUAGAUGAUACUGGAGACCGCGUUACCUAUAUCAGUAACUGGUCCGAUAUUGCGGAUCAUAUCAAGGAGAAAAACCGAGGAGGGUUGACUCUAGUGCUGCCGAAGCAAGAUGACCGUUGGUACAAGGAAACUUCCAGACCUGUUUGCGAUGGAUGUGCGGUUGAGCUGAAAGAACAUCUCGAUUCUAUCGAGCCAAUCAUCCGCUUGCUUGAGCAACGGAAGCCUUGCUCAAAUGAUAGUUCUUUGACUAUAUCUGGACAAGACACGGCAUUGUCGGAAUCCUUAACGCAGGAUGACCCAGGAGAGUCGAAAGUUGGAAAGGACAGCAACAUCAGUCAAAUCCCAUUGCAUCAGGCCACGGGCAAGAAGACUCAGCUGAAAGCCAAAGUGGCGAUGAGUGCAGGGCCAGCCCUCAUCAACAUCCCCAAUGUUGGCCAAACACUUCACCGAUCUUCGAUGAGGGAGACUGAGCGGGAGUCGAUUGUGCUGCCAGCAGCAGAGCAAGCUGUCGUAGCGUAGAGAUGAUGGGUAGUGGAGGGAGAGCUUGGCCGGACUCUGCCAUUCAAGAGGCUCGAGUUCACUUGACAUAAAGGAACAUUCCAGUCUGAUGAGGAGGGGUAUUUCUGGAUCAACGGCUGUACAUUGACUAUACCUUGCCCAUGUUUGGGGGGGAGUAUAAAGUUAUCAGC
Molecule: messenger RNA, 2252 nt
Organism: Amorphotheca resinae ATCC 22711
Lineage: Eukaryota; Fungi; Ascomycota; Leotiomycetes; Helotiales; Amorphothecaceae
Exons: 3
Coding region: 1-2082 (693 amino acids)
Source: RefSeq, a predicted model, not a curated record